Molecule: messenger RNA, 3026 nt
Organism: Rubroshorea leprosula
Lineage: Eukaryota; Viridiplantae; Streptophyta; Magnoliopsida; Malvales; Dipterocarpaceae
Source: the annotation of a GenBank genome assembly
GUUCGCCUCUCCUUUGCUGCUACUACGCGAAAUCGAGAAUGAGGGUGGGUAAGAAGAGCUCCGUUCUGGUCAAUUCCCUGAAAAAGAAUGACAAGGAAAGAACUAUUAAGGAGAAAAAGGUGGAUGAAAGCAAAAAGAAGAUGAAGCAGAAUACAAAUACCAAGGAAAGAACCCAACCCCAGGAAGAUUUUAUUGAGAAGAAGCAACCUGAACAAGAAUCAGCUAGUGGGUCGGAGUCUGACUAUGAGGACUUCUCUGAGGAUUAUAACUCUGAGGAAGAAGGAUCCUUAACCGAGUCAGGAGCUGUAGACAGUGAAACUUCAGGAGAUGAGGGCUUUGAAGAGAGUGAUGACAAUGAAGGCGUGGAUAGUGAUCACGGUCAAGACAGGAGUGGGAGUUCUGAUUCUCAUCAGGGAGUUAAAGAGAGUGAUUCAUCUGAAGAUGAGGUGGCACCUCGAAAUACAAUUGGAGAUGUUCCGUUGGAGUGGUAUAGAGAUGAGAAACAUAUUGGAUAUGACAUUGCUGGGAAGAAGAUAACAAAGAAAGAAAGACAGGAUAAAUUGGAUUCCUUUCUUGCAAAUGUUGAUGACUCAAAAAAUUGGCGCAAGAUCUAUGAUGAGUAUAAUGAUGAGGAGAUAGAGCUAACGAAAGAAGAGACCAGACUUAUUAGUAGGAUGCUCAAAGGAAAGGCACCACAUGCUGAUUUUGAUCCUUAUGCGCCUUAUGUAGAUUGGUUUAAAUGGGAUGAUGCGAAGCAUCCAUUGUCCAAUGCACCAGAACCAAAAAGGAGGUUCAUUCCUUCAAAAUGGGAGAAUAAAAUGGUUGUUAAGCUUGUAAGAGCCAUUCGCAAAGGGUGGAUAAAGCCUGAGAAGCCAAAAGAAGAAGAACCCAGUUUCUAUCUCCUAUGGGGAGAUGAUUCCAGUACAGCUGAGAGUAAUAGGAACUUGUCAUACAUACCCCCACCAAAGCCAAAAUUUCCAGGUCAUGAGGAAUCAUAUAAUCCUUCUUUAGAAUACAUACCAACUCAAGAAGAGAUUAAUUCUUAUCAGCUUAUGUAUGAGGAAGAUCGCCCUAAAUUCAUACCUAAAAGGUUCACAUCCUUCAGAAGUAUUCCAGCAUAUGAAAAUGCUGUCAAGGAAUCAUUUGAACGUUGUUUGGAUCUAUACUUGUGCCCUAGAGUGCGCAAGAAACGUAUUAAUAUAGACCCUGAAUCUUUGAAGCCUAAGUUGCCUAGUCGAAAAGAUCUCAGGCCUUACCCGGUAACAUGUUUCCUUGAGUAUAGAGGUCAUCAAGGAGCAGUUACAUCAAUAUCUGUUGAACAUUCUGGACAGUGGAUUGCUUCGGGUUCAAUUGAUGGAACAGUUCGUGUGUGGGAAGUAGAGACUGGUCGAUGCCUUAGAGUCUGGGCAGUUGAUGAAGCUGUACAGCAUGUAGCAUGGAAUCCUUUGCCGGAGCUUCCUAUCUUGGCAGUUGCUUUGGGAGCUGAUGUACUCAUUUUGAACACUGGGCUUGGCAAUGAAGAAGAGCAGAAGAAGAUCAAAGAGCUUCUGCGUGUUGAGACACCUGCAGCUCCUGAUGAAUCUGGUGACACGGCAUCUGUUUCAAGCUGGCUUCAAGAUGAAAAGAAUGAGGCAAUCAGGCUAAAGCAUUUCAAGACUGUGUCUUCUGUAGAAUGGCAUCGUAAAGGGGAUUAUCUCUCUACAGUAAUGCCAGCAGAUAUCCUUCUACUGAUAGGGGCCAGGGGGAGUCUAAACUCUAAAGAGUCUAUUUCUUCCUGAAAAAAUUGCCUUUGUUAUUGGCCCUUGGUUUGGUCCCAUUUUGGCAUUUUGCUAAAAUAUUAGAUGACUUUAAAUAUUGGUGUCAUGCAUCAUCUGCUUGAUGGCUGGGGGGGUUGAUUUACCUAGAUAGUAGAUGGCAAGAUGGUAAUCUAUGUGAAAAAAAAUUGCCUAGUUGGUCCAGGUUACUAGAGUUUCACUUGUGAUUCCUUGUGAUCACACAUCAUUUCUGUCAAAACGUGGUUCACUUUUUUAUUAUGCAAUUUUUCUUAUCUUUUGUUUGGGGCAGGGGGCUGUAGUUUGAUUGUGCCACUUGAUAUGAAUAAGUAAUUGAUUUGAUCAGUUUGAUGGAUUUCUUAACUUGUUAAUUACGUGAAAAAAGAGCAAUACUUAUACACCAGAUCUCCAAAAGGGUUACCCAAAUACUCCCUUUUAAGCUCCAUGGACUUCCGGUAUCAUCAGUUUUUCAUCCCAAUCGUUCUAUCUUCUUUAUUGCAACAAAGAAGACUGUUCGUGUAUAUGAUCUUCUGAAGCAAAAGCUCAUUAAAAAACUUGAGACUGGAUUGCGUGAAGUAUCAUCAAUAUCAGUCCAUCCUGCUGGUGAUAAUGUUAUUGUGGGGAGUAAAGAAGGAAAACUAUGUUGGUUUGACAUGGACCUUUCUUCCAAACCUUACAAAACCCUCAAGUGUCACCCAAAAGACAUUACAAGUGUAGCCUUCCAUCGCUCAUACCCCUUAUUUGCAUCUUGCUCGGAUGACUGCACAGCAUAUGUUUUUCAUGGCAUGGUUUAUGCGGAUCUUAACCAGAAUCCUCUUAUCGUUCCAUUGGAAAUUCUUAGAGGCCAUACAACUUCAAAUGGCAGAGGGGUUUUGGACUGUAAGUUCCAUCCAAGGCAGCCAUGGCUAUUCACUGCUGGUUCAGAUUCUUUGAUCAAACUGUAUUGCCAUUAAAAUAAUGGGGAAGGAAGAAAGAUUCAUUAAUUUUUGGCUCAUACGGUUAUCAAUUCACCAGAAGGGUGGCUGAUUUAGAUCUUCCCUUUGCUGAUUUUUGACUCAAGAGUGUAACAUAUAUCGUGAACUCAACAAUAUUCUGCCUAUUGUCUUGUUGUUUCAUUUUCUCAUUUUAAAAAUUUUAUAAUCCAUUCCAAUAUUUCAUAACGGAGUAUGGACUCUGGAAUGGUAAAUUUCUUUGUACCAAAGUUUCUGAAUCGACUCUACUAGCAAAGAAUUAUUCGGACAACUAUGAUCCUUU